CUAGUCUGGUUUGGUGGUCCGGUGCCAGCUCACCACUCCCGCCGCCCCCAACUCGUCUUCAUCAGCAACGCAAGCUCCGCCACCAUCACGGGUGACGAAUCCUCUCCCCACCGUGCCGUAUACCGAGCCCACUCCCCCCCGCGAGUAGUCGCCUUCACCGAACUCCGGGAAUUCGCAACCGACUAUUUUUUUCUCAUCCUUCUAGUUUCCUUCUCUACCGUCCGUGUUGCGCCAUCAAUGACUUCAUAGCACGACGCCAUUCUCUUAUAUCUACAUCCUUCGGCACCCUUGUCUUGGCGGCCGGUCGACACUCGAAGCUCGGAUACCGAUCUAAUUCAAAGUCGUAUAACUUGCCAUACACACACAAUCACACAGACUCAAGAUGAAGUCAACAACAUUAAUAGCCCUCGCGGCUUCACUACUACCCACGGAAGGACUUGUGCUCAGGAAGAGCGAGAGCAGCGCACCAAGAGUGGUUGGGUUGGAUCUGCACCGCGCGACGAUACCGUACACACGCAACAAGAGGGAUAUGUUGAGGAAGAGAGGUUCAGUGCAAGCGACUUUGGACAACUUGGAAACUUUGUAUUUUGUCAACGGCUCUCUCGGAACACCGGCACAGCCUAUGCGGCUUCACCUCGACACCGGAAGUAGUGAUCUCUGGGUCAACACAGCAAGUUCGGCUCUCUGCAAGGGUCAAGGCACGCCAUGCUCCGUGUCCGGUACCUACUCGGCCAACGAUUCGUCAACCUACAACUACGUCGGAAGCUGGUUCAACAUUAGUUAUGUCGACGGCUCGGGAGCGACUGGAGAUUACGUGACGGAUAAGUUCACCAUUGGCGGAUCUACUUUGACCGACUUCCAGUUCGGUGUCGGCUACACGAGUUCAUCGGCGCAAGGCAUCCUAGGAGUCGGAUACAAGGUCAACGAAGUGCAGGUUGGGCGUGCCGGUUUGGCUUCCUACGACAACCUGCCCGCCAAGAUGGUCUCUCAGGGCCUCAUCCAAUCCAGCGCCUUCAGCUUAUGGUUGAACGACCUGGACGCGAGCCAGGGAAACAUUCUUUUCGGCGGAGUCGACACGGAGCGUUUCGAAGGCGAGCUCAAGACCGUACCCAUCCAGAAGGAGUCUGGCAGCUACGCCGAGUUCCUCAUCACCCUGACAAAGGUAACACUCGGCUCAAAGACGUUGGACGAAAACAUGGCCCUGGCCGUCCUUCUCGACUCGGGCUCCAGUCUCACGUACCUCCCCGACGACAUGACCACGACAAUCUACUCCAUGGUGGGCGCCGUCUACCAGCAAGAAGAGGGCGUCGCCUUCAUCCCCUGCUCCACGGCCAACUCGGGCUCCAACAUGACUUUCACCUUCUCGGGCCAGCCCAUCACGGUACCCAUCGACGAGCUGGUGCUCGACCUCGUCGCCAUCACCGGCAAGCGCACGUCAUUCUCCAACGGCGUCGAGGCCUGCCUCUUUGGCAUCGCGCCCGCCGGUGAUGGCACAAACGUCCUGGGCGACACGUUCCUGCGCUCGGCGUACGUGGUCUACGACAUUGACAACAACGAGGUCUCGUUGGCGCAGACCAAGUUCAACGCCACGAGCACGAAUGUUCUUGAGAUUGGCAAGGGCAGUAGCGCCGUGCCAUCUGCCGUCGCCGUCGCGAGUCCCGUGUCCGCCACGGACGGUAUCGUCCGCGGAGGGAAGAACGCCGCGCCGUCGUUGGCGCCAUUGGCGGCGUCCAUCUUUGCGGGAUCUGUUGCCUUUGCGACUGGGUUCUCGCUCUACCUUUUCUAAACAACCAAAAACCAACAAACACACCGCAUUCUGUUGGAAUGGGUUUAGGGGAGCUUAAUGUUUCAAACGGUCGAUUUCUUUUUGGCAUCUUCAUAGCAUUGCAUUGCGAGGGCGUUUUUGGGUUCCUCAUGUUUUACACAAGAUUUUCAAGAAUUAUGGCUGAUGUAUCUGCAUCGAGCAAGGCGUUAUUUUGGGUGUGCAUUCACAAGACAGCACUCAUUCCUCUUUGGAGGAGGUUGAAGG
Messenger RNA from Colletotrichum acutatum, 2029 nucleotides. Its product is annotated as eukaryotic aspartyl protease. The transcript has 2 exons. Gene Ontology annotation, molecular function: aspartic-type endopeptidase activity. The record is from RefSeq and is a predicted model, not a curated record. Gene Ontology annotation, biological process: proteolysis. The coding region runs from base 383 to 1786 and encodes 467 amino acids. NCBI's taxonomy places the organism in Eukaryota, Fungi, Ascomycota, Sordariomycetes, Glomerellales, Glomerellaceae.